AAGUAAACCUAGCUGCUUCCUUCGCUACCUAAAGACAGGCUAUCUUGCAACGAGUAUAUUGAUAUUAAUUUCUAGUUCGAGGCGUGAGGCCUACCCAUGCCAAUGUCUCCCGCCAGACCGAAAUCGCAAACCGGAACGACGGGAAGCGGAAGUGCCCAGCGAUGGUCCUCGGCCGCAGUUCUUCUGCGGGCCCUCGCGUACGGGUCGGUGUUUGGCGGACCACCAACGACGGACGCAAAGCCGACAAGAGAUGGCCGGUCCUGGAGGCCCGCGUCGGUCCGCGCCCCGAAGCGGAGCUGGCAGUUCCACGCCGGCACCAAGACGCCGUACUUCAACGAAGCGCUGUACAAUCCGUACGGGCGGAAGUUCACGCAUCCGCCCGAAAAGAGUUCGUACUUUCACGCCGUUGACGCGAAUGCGACCAAAAAAACGUAUGCGCUGCGUGACUCCCGGUUCAACUGGCGCCUGCAGGCGGCGGACGUGCUCUUCCGCCACGGCACGCGCACGCCGGACGGCAAGAAGCUGACCAAGUGGCGGAAGCUGAAGCGGCAUGUCGCCGAACGACACCGGCGGACCGACCGGUGGCUACAGACGGACCUCGCCGCAUUUGAGAAACAGGACGCCGCGCUGGUGGAGCGCGGGUGGGAGGAGCUCGCGCGGCAGGGGCUGAAGUGGCGCUUUUUGCUGUCUUCGUUUGCGAACAACAGCACGCGGCUGCAGUACGAGAGCAGCUCCAAGUCGCGCUGCACCCAGUCCGGCAACGCCUUCCUCGCCGGCCUCCACGACGCGUUGGGCGAGAACCCCUUCGGCAAAACCCACGAGGACCGGGUCUUGGCCCUGCACGACCAGCGGCUCCGGUACUUCGACGCCAGUACCGUCGGGUUCAAGACCCGGCUGGGGCGGCGCGGCUCGAAGAUGGUGAUUGUCCCGCCGGGCGGCUGGAACGCCACGGCCGCCGCCCCGGAAUUCCGCGUCCACAUAUUAAAAGGAAAAAUCCCCCCUCCCCAUACCGAAACGAAGUGUCUGAUGCUGGAUUUCCGUACACAAAUCAGAUUUGUCUUGCUGGAGAGGACUGCAGGCAUAUGCCAAGGAGCCUCAGUCGAGAGGUUUUGACGUAGGCGCCUAGCAUGGCAAAUGUGUAUGCUCUAAGCCCAACAGCAUCACAAACCGCCUGGAAAGUGCGCGGCGCGCUCUGGACUUGCCUUCUUGCAAGACAGACAGGAUUUGAGGUCACAAAUUUUCAGACAGAUACGUUUUCAAUAUGGGGAGGGGGGAGUUUUCCUUACGAUACCACACGGCGGCGCACCUCAAAGACUACCUGCGCUGGAAAAACGACACGGAAACCGGCCCGGGGAAAAACAAGCAGUACCUGCGGGAGUUCAAGAAGCAUUUCGACGAACACAUCCUGCCGAACGUCACGCUCUUUGCUGGCGAACAAUCAGAGAGCUCGUCAAACAAUCUCCACACGAAGUGGAACCUCACCACGGCGGACGCGUACGCUCUUUGGAACCUUGCGAUCAUGGAACGGGCACUGCUGAAUAAGUCGGCCAUGGUAUCCUGUGUAAAAGGAAAUGGGGCCGCCCACACCGCAGUGUCGAGAUCGCGGCGGUGCUACACAAAGAAAUCAAUAGGGUUUAUUAGCUGUUGCGGCGCGUGACAGCCAUGGGCGCCCAGCGUAGUCCUGUUUACCUAGUACAGCCGCAUCACAUUAUCGCUAUUAGAGGAUGACAAGAAGAUGAUCCCAUAUCAUAGCAUCAGAAACUGCUCCGCAUGACGAGAUUCUUGCGCGGCAUGUAGAAACAUUCUCGGCAACAUGUCACUUUGCAUAAAACAACUCGGGGGUGGAGACGUUUUCACACAGGAUGCAUGGGCGACGAGGUGUUCGGGGAAGAAACGGAUUUCUUGCAGAUGGAGCGGCUGAUGGACUACGCGCACUUUUACAAAAGCGGGUUUGGCAACCCGAAUUUGGCGGCGGAGCCGUUUGCUGCGAACUUCUUCCAGGAGUGGACCUAUUUCCUCUCACUGGGGCCGAACAACGAGAAGAAGUUUCGCUUUGCGUUCGCCCAUGCGGAAACCAUUUUGCCUGUGCUCAUGUGGCUGCAGGUGUACGCCUGGAAGGCCCCGGAAAUCCCGUUGGACGGCGGAAAGGAGAAUAAAGCCGCGCGUACUCCUCCUACUGCCGGUGGUGUCGACGGGAGUUCUUCAUCAAGAAUCCCCGCGUCGUUCUUCCAGGGGAGUUUUUUGAAGCCCUUGGAACUGCAGGUGCGGGACGUGGGGUUGAACGAUAUAAAAGAAAUCCAUGAUGACGCGAAACGCGAAGAAGAGAAGCGGAGGAACGACCCCGAGGAAGCCUUGCUCACCAACUUCGACUGCACCCGGGACUACAGCGUCGUGGAGGAGAUGGGGGCGAUUACCGCGACGCGCGUGCUGGCGCCCUUCGGCGGCAGUCUCGGGCUGCUGGUAUGGCUGAGGGACCAGUACGAUGGUGAACAAGACCACACGGUGGAUCCUCAUGCUGCUGCCACAGUGCACCAAAAGCACAGCACGACCCUCGGGGCCAGCGAGAAGUCGCCCGACCGGCCACCGGGGUUCGGGCCGCAGGACGAGUGCGUGCAGCUCACGUUGAACGAAAACGUCAUUUUCCAGUGGACGUCGCGGCAGAAGGCCCGCAGGUUUCUCGCGGAGCGGUUGCGAGACCUGAACGGAGGGGAAGAUGAGGAACUGACCUGGCACGAAGAAGACCCUCCGACAACAGCCUGUGACGACAAGUCUGACUGUGAGCUGCGGGUGGAAGAAAGUACGAAAGCCGGAGUUUCCGCCACCGUGGCCGCCGCGCCCCCGAAAGAUGAAUUGUAGGAUUAUUAGGAAUGUUCCUUGUCGAUCAUAUAGUAAGGCCGGCGCAGAAGUUGUGUUUCUGUGCGCAUGUUUGUGUGCCGUGGUUGUGUCAUCUGUCGCAUUUCAUGUAGGUCUUGAUCUUCCAAGAAAAUGAUACCCCACUUUUUCAAGAUUGGAUUUGUGAAGAACAUACUGUACAAAUUGAGUUGGUAUACAUGUUCGUAGGCACCUUGCAAAUGAUAGGUCGAGCACCUGUCAGUGGUCGAAUGUAGGACUUCAAUAGCAAUGAUACGCAAUUGCCUUGUUCUCGAAUGUAUUUCUACGUCACGAGAACUCCUUCUUUGUGAUCUCCGACUGACUGUGAUAUGGACAAAAAA
Molecule: messenger RNA, 3212 nt
Organism: Amoebophrya sp. A120
Lineage: Eukaryota; Dinophyceae; Syndiniales; Amoebophryaceae
Source: the annotation of a GenBank genome assembly